UUUGACUCCGGAAGUAAAUUUUCCGACAACAAUACCGGACGCGUUGGUUGUUUGUGUCCCAGUUUCUUCACAUUGUGUCUUUGUGACAGUAAAAUAAUUUUUAAUAAUCGCUUGUAGUGGAUGUUCCCUUUAAAGUUUGUUUUUUUUUUGUGCCGGAAACUUGUUUUGCAGCAGGAAUUUAAUGCGUGUUUGUCUUCAUUAGUCAGUUAGCUUAGCUUUCUUGUUUGUAGCUCGGAGGAGGCGCGAGUUUAUGUAAUUAUUAGUCCAUAAUAUCGGUGAUUAUUUUAGCGGAGAUUAGAUUCGGGUGUGAAGAUGAGUUUAGCGAAUAGCAGAGAGCAGAGAAGCACCGCCGGGAACCGGAUGGCCAAAAUCCUAGAAGCGGAGGAAGAGGACGAGUUUUACAAAACCACAUACGGAGGAUUUAAUGAUGAGUCUGGUGAUGAUGAGUACCAUGGCGAUCACUCGGACACUGAGGAUGAGGUGGACAGCGACUUCGAUCUGGACGAAGGAGACGAACCAGACAGUGAACAGGAGGAGGAGACACCACGCAGACGGAGCCGCAUUCUCACUAAAGCCUACAGAGAGCCCAUAAAGGUAAUGAAGCCCAGGGUGAAACAUCCAUCUGAGGAGCCGAAGGCUGAGAAACCAAAAGCAGAAAAACGUUCAACCCACGAGCUGCAGGAGAUUGGAGAAAUGCGCAAGUCAGUGAGGAAGUCGACUAGUGAGCACACGCGGAAGACGUUUGAGCGUCUGCAAGAGCGACAGCAGGAGGCGCCGAGACGCCGCAGAGUUCACAGAGACAAACCACUGAGUCAGGAAGAGUUACUGAGAGAAGCUCAACACACUGCACAGAGCAACCUGGAGUCACUGGAGAAUUAUGAGCGUCUCGAGGCUGAUAAGAAGAAGCAGGUGCAAAAGAAGAGGAGGAUUGAGGGACCGACAAUCCGUUAUCACUCUGUUCUGAUGAUGUCUGAGCUACCACUCAAAGACGAGAACGUGGAUGUAGAGGGCGCUUUUAAGAAUGGACAUUGACACAACAAACAACAAACAGCUUUACAGCAAUAAUACAACAUUCAGGAUAUAAAUUAUAAAUGUAUGAAUUUAUCCCUAAUGAGUGAGCCAGAGGUGACGGUGGUGAGGAAAAGCUCACUGAGACGAUAUGAGGAAGAAACCUUGAGAGGAACCAGACUCAAAAGGGAAUCCAUCCUCACCUGGGUGACACCGGAUAGUGCGAUUAUAAAUCAUUCCCUUCUAUUACUGUGUACCACAUGGACACAUAGUGCAGCUGUGUAACCAGGAAACUCAUCAGUUUUCACAUGAAGUCUGGUUUUCUUUUAAUCCUAUUCACUGUUCACUGAUGGAGUCCUGAGUACAAAAGUGCUCACAGCAACUGCAGUCCCAAGCCAUCACAGUACAACUCCCCAUAUGAGAUCCCCAAGCCAUCUCCACAGCUCCCAAGCAGCACCAUCCCCAGCAAUCCCAAUGAUCUUCAGGCCGUCCAUGUGGGUCCCCUGCAGUGAGUGAUCUCCAGCCGAUGAGAACUCCAACCAGAAGUAGGACAUCAGGAUGGAUCA
Molecule: messenger RNA, 1574 nt
Organism: Pangasianodon hypophthalmus (striped catfish)
Lineage: Eukaryota; Metazoa; Chordata; Actinopteri; Siluriformes; Pangasiidae
Gene: vps72a
Product: vacuolar protein sorting 72 homolog a
Exons: 6
Coding region: 313-1032 (239 amino acids)
Biological process (GO): chromatin remodeling; regulation of DNA-templated transcription
Cellular component (GO): nucleus
Molecular function (GO): ATP-dependent H2AZ histone chaperone activity
Source: RefSeq, a predicted model, not a curated record